Nelumbo nucifera (sacred lotus) is the source of this 1255-nucleotide messenger RNA. Its product is annotated as thylakoid lumenal 15.0 kDa protein 2, chloroplastic-like. Lineage: Eukaryota; Viridiplantae; Streptophyta; Magnoliopsida; Proteales; Nelumbonaceae. The record is from RefSeq and is a predicted model, not a curated record.
UUUUUAAACACACACGCUACGGAUCUCCAGUCCAUAAGAAUUCUACCUACAUCUACUCACAACACACUACUUCCGUGCAUUCGAAACAUCUCAUGUGUGGCUGCGAUGACUGAUCUUUAACUGUUUUGCUGUGGAACCGUAUGGAAUACGAACAAGCCUUAGAAAAUCGAAAAAUUCAUCCGCAGGCGUAAAUCCGCAUUUCCUAUUCUCCAUCGGGUGUCGCGGUACUGGAACUGGAAGUUGAUGAGAUGGCGUUUGCCCUCUUUCCUUCAUCCCUCCCUCUUCUUCAAACUAGAGCCUCCUCGCUAGCUCUGGUUGCAAGACCGAUGACGAUUUCGUCUUCUCUCUCUUCGCCGACAAAUGCACCUGCUUUAAAGAAAUGGGUUGCUGAUUUUCAUUCCAAAUCUCUAAAUUUCGCGCUCUCAGGUGCUCUUGCACUAGCCUUGUCGCUCACUGGAGUUGGAAGUGUGGAGGCGAAAGUCGGGGUUAACAAGCCAGAAUUGCUUCCUAAAGAGUUUAGCCCUGUUAUAGAUGUGGCUGGAUUCCUGUCUGCUGGCCAGCAGGAGAAAAGGCUUACACAGGAGAUAGCUGAUCUUGAAAGAGAUACAGGAUUCAAGCUGAGAAUUUUGGCACAAAAUUACCCUGACACACCAGGGUUAGCAAUUAGAGAUUUUUGGCAAGUGGAUGAUAGAACAAUUGUCUUUGUUGCUGACCCCACCUUUGGCAAUAUAUUGAAUUUCAAUGUUGGGGCUUCAGUUGAUUUAGACAUACCACGUAGCUUCUGGAGCCGUCUGGCAGGGAAAUAUGGGAACAUGUUUUAUUGGAAAGAGAAGGGGGAAGAUGCAUCUAUUGAAGCCGCUGUCAUGGCAAUAUCAAAUUGCUUGAGAGAGCCUGUGGGCCCAAGUAACUGUUCAGAGGUAAAGUAGUAGAACCACAGUAGUAAAAUGAAUUCUAUUCCAGAAUGGCUACUGUGACCAAUCUUGUACAUUUUUUCUGAAAAUAGUUUUAUAUGAUAGCGAGGUUCUUUUGGCUUGUAUUAUUAUGUAUUAUAGAUUGUAAAAUGAGAUGAUAUAUUUUCUAUAUUUGAUGAUGAUUUCACUUUCUUCCUUCUGAAACUGUAAGGUUAUGUAACUUAGUAUGUUUGAGAAAAGAAAAUUGUAUUUUUGACAUAAAGUUAGGCUGUUGAGAUUACUGAAUUUCACUAUCCUGUCAAUGCUUUAAGAUUGACAGGCAUGUGGACUAAUUGAAAUGUCUA